CGACUCCCCUGCACCCCCUCCCGCCCCUCACACUCGCCUCCUCUUCCCUGCCGCGGAGUUGCGCCCCGGCAGCGGCAUGGGUGGCGCGCCAGCAACAGAUGCGGGGCGCCGAGAUCUGCAUCCCUAGGCCAGCCUGAACGCCGGGGGCAGAGCGGAGGCACCAGCGAAGGCGGGGACGCGAGGUGCGGGUUUCCCCCCUAAAAGGCAGAAGCCCCCGCCCCCACCGGAGAGCUCCGCGCCGGCAGAGCUCCUGCUUGCACCGCUGCCGCCGGCGCCCACCUCUCCCCAGCCAUGCCAGGCCCGGCGGCCGACGGGGCCAAGGUCCCCUUCCACCGCGCCAAGGAGGAGAUCCGUGCGGGGGUCGAAGGCUCGGAGGCUAACGGCGGCCCGGAGAGGCCGGACGCGCGCGGGCAGCUGCAGAACAUCGUCUGGAGGAACGUCGUCCUGAUGAGCCUGCUCCACUUGGGGGCCGUGUACUCCUUGGUGCUCAUCCCCAAAGCCAAGCCGCUCACUCUGCUCUGGGCUUACUUCUGCUUCCUCCUGACUGCUCUGGGUGUGACUGCUGGUGCCCAUCGCUUGUGGAGCCAUAGGUCCUACAAGGCCAAGCUGCCUCUGAGGAUAUUUCUGGCUGUCGCCAACUCCAUGGCUUUCCAGAAUGACAUCUUUGAGUGGUCCAGGGACCACCGAGUCCACCACAAGUACUCAGAAACCGAUGCUGAUCCUCACAACGCCCGCCGGGGCUUCUUCUUCUCCCAUAUCGGGUGGCUAUUUGUUCGCAAGCAUCGAGAUGUCAUUGAGAAGGGAAGAAAGCUUGACGUCACUGACCUGCUGGCUGACCCUGUGGUCCGGUUCCAGAGAAAGUACUACAAGAUCUCUGUGGUGCUCAUGUGCUUUGUGGUCCCUACGCUGGUGCCCUGGUGCAUCUGGGGAGAGAGUCUGUGGAUUUCCUACUUCCUGGCCUCCAUCCUCCGCUACACCAUCUCCCUCAAUGUCACCUGGCUGGUGAACAGUGCGGCCCAUAUGUAUGGAAACCGACCCUAUGACAAGUACAUCAGCCCUCGGCAGAACCCCCUGGUCACUCUGGGUGCCAUUGGUGAAGGCUUCCACAAUUACCAUCACACCUUUCCCUUUGACUACUCUGCGAGUGAAUUUGGCUUAAAUUUCAACCCAACCACCUGGUUCAUUGACUUCAUGUGCUGGCUGGGGCUGGCCACUGACCGCAAACGGGCAACCAAGUCAAUGAUCGAGGCCCGGAAAGCCAGGACUGGAGAUGGCAGCGCUUGAACCUGGAACCGCCAACCAACGAGUCAGCCGCUGACACCUCGGUUCAAAGCUUUUGUUACUAUAGUUCUCCUGUUCAUUGGACUGUGGGAGGGGUCAAGGGUGGGGAGGGAAUGGAAUCUCUGUGGUUUGGGAAUUUUUUGUUUGUCUCAAUGUCAAAAUACAACUCUCAAUGAAAAAUUUUUAAAGUCAAUGUAACUAUGAUUUAACAUUAGAGCGUGGACAUGUGAUUUAAUCGCUGUAGCUGCAAUAUGUCACACAUACAUUAUCAUGUGCUUAUACAUGAUGUUAACCCUGACAGGAUGAAGGAAUUUAAUGUUCUUUCAGUAUGAUUCAGGAGAGCAUUUGUUUUUUCUACCAAUUAAUUCAGCAUCAUUUUUAAACACAGUAUCUGGAGGAGCAGAGAGGCAGGGUACAAGACAAAAGAGGAAUCCAAGUAGUAACUAAAGACUGUUUCUGUUUUGUAAUUAUUGUGUGUAUGUUUUUAUUGUUGUUUUUUGAAUAAGUUGAUUGAGAACUUUAAAAAAAUGAGAAUACAGGAAAUGGCUCUCUUAUUUUUUUGCCCUGUUUACAGCUUGUUAAUGCUCCACUGUCUUUGCUUCAAAAGAGAUCUAUCUGUUCACUGCGCAGCUGGUUUGUGUCCUGAGCUAUAUGCCCAGCCCACCCUACAAAUCAAUGCCUGUGUUUGAUUUUGUUCUCUUUGCUGUUGUCAUUUUACAGGUAUAUAACAGACAUGCCAGACAUCAAAUUAUGCUCAAAUGAAGCUCUCAUUUAAAUGUUUAGACACCCAAUUUAUAUUCUAAUUGAUCCCAGCCACUGAUGCAUGUACUUUAGCUACUUCUGCUAAAUAAGCAUAUUAAUUUUCCAUGCCAGACCAUCAGAUCUUAAUAACCGACAGUUAUCUAGAACUCAGUGUCUACUAAUGUUUCACCUGCAUGCAGCCUUCAUUGAUUUUGCAGCAAAAUAUAAAGUGAUCAUUAUGUAGCUUCUGGAUUUAAAAAAUUUUAAUGUGUUAAGUUGCCUUGUAAAGAGCAUGUGGAAUUAAUGGGACAGCGUGCCCUUUGUGUUAGAUGUUAGAGCAAAAGAAAGGCUUAUAGUGUUGGCAUUGGAGCACUUCAAAAAUAGGUAUUUUCAGGAAAGAUGUAGGAUUUAAAAUUAACAUUUUUUUUUUGCAAAAGAAGUGAUGCCAAUAGGAAAUUGUCAUAAUGAAGUUCUUCAUCCAGCAGGUGUUUAACCGUGUUAUUUUGCCAUUAAUAAUGUGUAAACUAUGAGUGAUUUACAAUAAAUGAUUAUGAGUUCAUUGGUGUUCUUGACCACAUA
Messenger RNA from Talpa occidentalis (Iberian mole), 2601 nucleotides. It is a transcript of the gene SCD5, whose product is annotated as stearoyl-CoA desaturase 5. NCBI's taxonomy places the organism in Eukaryota, Metazoa, Chordata, Mammalia, Eulipotyphla, Talpidae. The record is from RefSeq and is a predicted model, not a curated record. Gene Ontology annotation, molecular function: oxidoreductase activity, acting on paired donors, with oxidation of a pair of donors resulting in the reduction of molecular oxygen to two molecules of water. The transcript is spliced from 5 exons. Bases 292 to 1284 code for a protein of 330 amino acids. Gene Ontology annotation, biological process: lipid metabolic process.